AUGAAAAAUAUUGAUUUGUCUAUAAAAUAUAAUAAACAAUCUUCAUGUUUUUUGAAUGAACAAAAUAAUGUUAAUCAUACUUUAAAACCAAUAUUAACAGGAACAAGUGUUCUUGGGCUUAAAUUUAAAGAUGGAGUGAUGUUAGCUGCUGAUAAUCUUGCGAGUUAUGGUUCUUUGGCAAGGUUUGAUGAUCUUGAAAGGCUUUUUUUUGUUGGAACGACUGUAGUUGGUGUUUCAGGAGAAAUAUCUGAUUUUCAGUAUUUGAAACGUCUUUUGGAGUCGUUUAUGAUUAAAGAAAAAAAUUAUGAAGAUGGUCAUAUUCUUUGUGCAUCACAUAUUUAUGAAUAUUUAAGUCAAGUUUUUUAUGGAAGAAGAACAAAAAUGGAUCCUCUUUUGAACAGUUGUGUUAUUGGUGGUUUGGAUCCUGAAGGAGUUUCUGUAUGUAUACCUGGAACAACUUGCGGACAGCCCGGUAUAUUUUUGGGAUAUGCUGAUUUUCUUGGCGUAACUUAUUCUGCACCGUGUGUUGCGACAGGAUAUGGUGCAUAUAUGGCUAUUCCAUUGCUUAGAAAAGCUACGGAAGAUGGACGAGAUGCCCUGCUUUCUCAAGAAGACGCUCGUAAAGUAAUUGAUGAUUGCAUGAGGGUUCUUUACUGUAGGGAUGCACGUUCAUUAAAUAAGUUUUCUGUGGCAACAAUUACUAGAAAAGGAGUUACAUUCGAUACAAAUCAAACAGUUGAUACUCGAUGGAAUUUUGCUGAAAAAAUUCAGGGAUAUGGUGCUUAA
This is a messenger RNA of Pneumocystis jirovecii RU7, 786 nucleotides long. RefSeq names its product proteasome core particle subunit beta 7. NCBI's taxonomy places the organism in Eukaryota, Fungi, Ascomycota, Pneumocystomycetes, Pneumocystales, Pneumocystaceae. The record is from RefSeq and is a predicted model, not a curated record. The transcript is spliced from 4 exons. Gene Ontology annotation, cellular component: proteasome core complex. Bases 1 to 786 code for a protein of 261 amino acids.